Molecule: messenger RNA, 160 nt
Organism: Perkinsus marinus ATCC 50983
Lineage: Eukaryota; Perkinsozoa; Perkinsida; Perkinsidae
Exons: 1
Source: RefSeq, a predicted model, not a curated record
GAUAAUUUCCCAGAGUUUCUGGACAAGCAACAACGUACCAGUACGCCUCUGGAGCUCCCCGAAUCUGUUAUCGAGCCGUUGGAGUAUUGGUCACAAGACUCCUCGCCCGAGUUCUCGGGAGUAGUACGGCAGCUGCAGCCUCAGCUAUGUGCUCAUCUCC